AUGGCCCCUCUACGUCUUGUGACGACCAACCAAUCAUCUCAUCAAUCGAUCAGGAGCCCUACCCACAGCGUCAGCACUAGCGAAUAUACUACGGAGCAGGAUACGGUGCAGGUGCAAGAUACUGAUUUUGAGCUCGUCAAGCCCACACUCCCGCUUUCACCGUUCGGAGGCAGUUUCGAAUCGCUUCCCAGUCCUGUGCGUCCGGGUUUCCUCCGCACGGACAGCCCAGCGCUGUCCGACAUAUCUGGCCACAGUUAUCCGCACCCGGCAAGCGUAUCAUCUAGCGAUAUAAGGUCACCGAAGGAUGAAGCUUCGCAAAUCGAAGCGCAUCGGCAGCGCGAACUGCGCUGGAUCUCUGCGAUGUCGUCAAUCUCUUCGUCACAGGCGAGGAAGAGCAAGAAGAUUCGGAAGAUGGUGCUCGAUGGUGUUCCUGCGUCGGUGCGUUACCAGGUUUGGGCGACAUUGACAGAUAGCAAGGGCAAGAGGAUGGAGGGACUCUAUCAGCGGCUAGCGCAGCGGGAGAAGGUCGCGGUUUACCCGCAGAUCGAGCGCGACAUUCAGUUGUCAUUCAUCGCACAUCCGCAGUUGCAGGAUGGGUCUCUGGCGAAGCUGCUUCAGGCGUACUUGUCCAUGGUUCCGGACAUCCAGUAUUCGAGAGGUCUCGCUCUGGUUGCUGCGCAAUUACUUCUUCAGUCUCCAGAAGAGGACGCGUUCUGGACAUUCAUCUCGCUCAUGGACAGUCACUUGCGUCCAUAUUUCUCUAGUAGUAACAUCCAACUGGAAGUCGACGCGUCAUUAUUUGCCAAAGCUCUCGAAUCCAAUGACGCAGCAUCUGCGAAGAAGGUCUUCGGCGAUAUGGCGAUCUCUCCUGUUAUCGUAUGUCGCGCAUGGUUUACAACCGUAUUUGCGGAUGCUCUGCCUUCAGACUACCUCGUCCGUCUAUGGGACGUAUUCUUGUUUGAAGGAGUAACGUUCUUGUUCCGAGCUGGCUUGGCCCUGUUCUCGUGCACUCGGCGCCUCUUCUUGCAGUCUACGUCGCCUGAAGCGCUCUUGGAGAUCCUGUCUCGUCCCCCGUCUACCACACUCCCACCUAGUCCCGACGCUUUUAUUGAGCUUGCGUUCUCUAUGAAGUUCAAGGACGACGAUGUUCGCAAACAGCGUGGCAAGCUUGAAGCUCAAGUGAAACGUCGCACCGCCCAGGCGCGCGCCUCGCCCAUCUCUCCUGCCAUCACACCCACCAUUUCACUCCCAAAAAGCGGCGUAUAG
This is a messenger RNA of Dichomitus squalens LYAD-421 SS1, 1266 nucleotides long. Its product is annotated as RabGAP/TBC. NCBI's taxonomy places the organism in Eukaryota, Fungi, Basidiomycota, Agaricomycetes, Polyporales, Polyporaceae. The coding region runs from base 1 to 1266 and encodes 421 amino acids. The record is from RefSeq and is a predicted model, not a curated record. The transcript is spliced from 4 exons.